GUUCUUCCUUCAGUCGCGUGAGGCCAUCCGCGCGCGGUUUGCUCCCGUUUCUCAGAGACCCGCGCUCCACUCGCCAGGCGGCUCCGCUUCCCAGGGAGACGGUUUGGUUUCAGGGGCGGCCGCGGCGGUGGCGUUCAUGUCGCGAAGGCGCGUCUCCGCCAGCCCGGAGCUGAGCUGGCGGCAGGAUCAGGCGCUGGGCACAACCAUGCGUAUCGUGCGGGAGCUGGGCCCUACCGCUUUCGUCCUGCAGGAGGAAGACCAGAGGGCGGCGGAGCUCAGGGUUUCCCUGGGGAACCCUCAUUCAUGCAGCUGCUCAGUAUUUCUGAAAGAGAAGGACCUUUGUAAACAUAUCUGCUGGUUAUUACUAAAAAAGUUCAAACUUCCAAGAGACCAUGAAUAUGCUUUACAGAUUGGUUUGUUAGAACGAGAAAUUAACUAUCUGCUUCAGAAUCCACAAGUUGUCCCCCAAGUAAAAAUAAUUGCCCAUUCUGUUAAGAAAUUGAUAACAGUUGAUGAUGGGUAUGUUAAACAAAAAAGUAUUGACAAUGAGGAUAUAUGUCCUGUUUGCCAGGAUAUGCUACUCAAAAAAAUGCUUCCUGUCACUUAUUGCAGGUUUAGUUGUGGGAACAACAUACAUAUAGUGUGUAUGAAAAUUUGGAUUGAUCAUCAGCGAGAUUUAGAGAAAAAUUCUUUAGUGAAGUGCCCUCUAUGCAGGGAAAAUUUUGCCCCACUGAAGCUUAUCUUGGAAGAAUUCAGAAACUGCAAAAAACUUGUUACUGCAGCAGAAAAACAAAGUCUUAACAAACACCUUGGAAUCCCUUGCAAUAAUUGCAGAGUACUACCCAUUGAGGGAAAUUGCUACAAGUGUACUGAAUGUAGUAAUUAUCAUCUAUGCCAUGGAUGUUUUCAAAGCUUUUGCCAUCCGUCACAUAUUUUUGCUUUCCGAGAGAAAAGGAAUCAGAGAUGGAAAUCAUUUGAACCAAAAGUGCAACUGUCAACAACAGAAGAAAACCUGAAGAUUAAUCCAGAAGAGAAGUUUAAAGAAGAAAAAAACAAGGAACCAUUCAGCUGCAUACCACAGCAGGUCCUGAACUCAAUGCCCAAUAUAGUGAUUAGGAAGGGCAGCCCUUUACUUGAUCCAGGUUUACAGUGUAGACUCUGUUUGAAGAUAUUCUGCCUUGGUCAAGUUUCAAGGACCUUACCAUGUAAUCACAAGUUCCACAGAAAAUGCAUUGACCGUUGGCUGCAGAAAGAAAAUGCAUGUCCUAUUGAUGACCAUGUUGUAUAUAAUCCAUUAACUUGGGAGACGGCAACAAGCAAAGACAAAGUAAAUCAAUUAGGGUCUCAAGCAAAACAUUUCCUUGCAAAACAGUCUGGGCUGGAUCUUUUUAUACCAGGUACUGGAUUGUCCAUCAAACAAAUAAAGCCUCACCAUGUCAUGGAGGUAUCUCAAAGUAGUUUUCAAGGAAACUGUAACAAGAAAACAAAUUCUGCAGCGACUGAGCAAAAUUUAACAUUGAAUGGUUUCAGCUAUCCUUCUACCAGAGAUGCUGGUUCUAGCUUGCUUAACACUCAAAAACCAAAACAUUUGAAAUUUUCUAGACAUAUAAAGGGUUUAGUCCUUAUUCCAAAGGCUCAUGCUGAUAAAUUUACAGAUAAAGUAGUUGGUACUGAUUUAAGAUUAUGUGCAAAUUAUAAAACAGAUUAAAAUUAGAACGCUACAGAUUUUUUAAGAAAAUAGAUUACAUUGUAGUUAUUUUGAUGUACAAAGGAUCCAGAUGCUUUAGUUUUUUAUAUAAAUGUUUAAAAAAUAGUGUGAAAAUUAUUUUACUUGGUUUGAUAGUCAAUAAAGUUUUACAUAAAAUAGUGUUUAUCACCAUAAAAAGUCUUUUGAGGUUUUUUUGGCUCCAGUAAAUUCAAAUUUUCUUUAAGUCUAAAUAUCUAAACUACACUUUUGAAUACAUAAAAUAAAAUAUAUUCACCUAUUUGUCCCAAAUGUUUCUUAAGUGAUUUAAACUCUAAUUAAACUGUAACUACACAUUUCUGUGGAUUUUUUUGUUUUUUUGCUGCAUUUGGUGACUUUAAAUGACUAAUAAUGUUAAUCUAAACCAAGUUUAUACUUAUUAGCAUCUUCAGUGUUUAUGUCCCUCAGAAGAUAAAGAGAUGAUUAAUAAAAACAUUUACCGUAAAUGGUAGUUUCCGGCGUAUAAGACGACGUUCUAGGAAUGCGGCCCAGCUAUAAAGACGGGGGUCGUCUUAUACGCCGGGUCGCCUAAUACGGCGGCAUAUACGGUACUCUUUCUUGCUGAUAGAAGUGGAAUAUCCUACAAAGAGAUAAAUUGCUCUUGUAAUGGCAUUGUAAAAAAUGUUUUAUUUAAUUAUGAAUGGUAACUCUAGUAUAAACCAGCAAAUUAAUGUAAUAGGAAAUAUUGCUUUUAUAAUAUGAACAAUAAAUAGCAGGUAUAGCAAAACAUAGACCAAACAAUUUGGAUGUACAAUUUCAAUGGUCUACAAACUGGAACAAAUGUUUUACAAAACUGCCACCCAUAUUAAUAUGUUAAAAAUACAAAAAGCUGGUACACAGAAAUAUAAACAUCCCUGUAUAUAGGAACUUGAUUGGAAUUCUUGGGAAAAAUAUUUUCCCUGUUUGCAGAAAAGCCACUAGUUGUUGUUCCAUUGUCAUAUUCCAAUCUUGAGUUGUGUAAAAGGCCCUAAGUAUUAUCCUGUUACUUCUUUCAAUUCAUGUUAAUAAAGAGCUGUACAUAUUUUGGAUCGCUCAAGUGCUGUCAUUACUAAAUUUAAUAUUUGGGAUGUUUUUUUAAAAAAAACCUCAGAAUAUGGAUGAAAAUCAGAAUGUUGGAUUUGAACUGAUGCACUAGUAACCCAUGCACAUUUAAGAACCAUAUGCUAUAUUCAAAGAGAUAUUUUCUUUUAUGGAGAAAACACCAUAUAUGUUCAGGGUGUACACAGAGAAUUGCAAAGUCACCAUGAUCAUUGAACAAUGAUAGAACAAAGAGUAAAAUAAUGGGGAUACUUGAACCAGUCAUUCAUAUGUGCCAUUUCAUGUCAUGAGCUGAUCUUCUAACCAAGAUUAUAAUUAAUACUAGAACAUCCAUAUGACUAGAUUUCCAACUCUCAGUAUAAUGGGUUCACCAUGCAUGACUGUCAAGCCUGUCACAACCCUUUAAACCUAAGAUUAUUCAUUAUUACCAAGCUUGUCAUUCUGAAGAAGCGGCAUCUCCAGGUAUUAUGUAAUGUUGCCUAGCUCACUUCUUGAAGCAUGGCAUCUUAACAAUUUCUGCAAGCUGUUCCUUUCAAGAGUCCCUGAUACUGGUAUUCACUUGUAUAGCCAUGCAGUGAAUGGCUGUAACACAUACUCCAUGAGACGCAAUAAUCAAUUUGUUUUUUUAAAACAAUCAAGAAUCACAAGGUUAUUGGUAAGAUUUUUUUUUUAAUUAAACUUAACAGUGUCUUAUAAAUUUUAAGCUAUAGACAAUCCAUUGGCACUGCAGUAGUUGCACAGACAUGAACAGCUGCUACUGGUAGGAAAAUGUAAAAAUAAAAUGAAAAGGAUCAGCACAAAUAAACCAUAAAACAAAUUUAAAAUAUGCUGUGAGAAAAGAGUCCUUAUUAUUUACAACAUAAAUCGAGUAAGUAAAGACUAGACUAUUUCUGCAGUGGAUUAGAUUAUCAACUUUACAUGAUUCAGUGACUAGUCUUAAUUAGUACUGUGAGCUUCUUUUGAAAGAAACCACUCUGCAUUUCUUUCCCUUAACACAGUGUUUCCCAAACUUGACAAUUUUAAGGCAUGAGGACUUCAACUCCCAGAAUUCCACAGCCAGCAACGCUGGCUGUGGAAUUCUGGGAGUUGAAGUCCACAUGCCUUAAAAUUGUCAAGUUUGGGAAACACUGCUUUAACACAAAGCACUACGGCAAUAUGAAAGCGGCACAGCACAUGUGUGAGAAAGCAUCAAGCUAGUCUCUAAAACAGCAACAAUGGAAAAUGGGCUGCCUGCUUUGGUGGUGGGUAAAAACAAUUGCAUUGAAUGAUAGCAAGAGGGGCAAAUUUCAGGCCUCUCCUUGGCAGGAUGAACAGGUGGGCCCCAAUGCAGCAAGACUGAACUAAAUGAUGUUGUAAUCUUAAUGGCCAAUUUUGUAAAUCCAGAGUCUAAAUUUAUCUAAAUAACAUUGCUGAAUAUUACAUGGGGUUGGAAUUGCUGAAUAUUCAGCAGUUCCUCUAUUAGAGAAUAUCUCAACUUUUAAUAAUAGAUGUCAUAAAGGGCUAAUUUCAGUGGUGACUGUUUCCAUGUCUAUUUCCAGAUACUGUUCUAGCCAUUGCAGCUCACAAAAUGGGAUUCCCAAUACAAACUAUACUCUUAAGAUUGUAAGCAUAUGUAUAUUUACUUAUUUAGUAGGAAAUUCCAUUCAACUAUAAAGAAUUUCCUUCUGAAUAAGCAUGCAUAGAACUGCUCUGUUAACAUGCAUGCAAUACGGUAAAACUGAACCAAUAUGACAUAGAAAUACAUUUUUAAAAAAACACACAAAAAAUCUAUAUAUGCUGAAGAAUUACACACCAGUAUAUUUUAAAGAACAGUGUAUUACAAUUGGGAAAUGUACAAUUAUUUGACAAUUCUUUUUGUAAAAUUUUCAAAAUUAGUUUAAAUUUCAGCCAAUACAACUAAUUGAUACAAAAUGCUAAAAAUCAAUUAUUUCAGAAAUACUGAUUAGGGAUUAAAGGGAACAAUACCAUCAAAAAUUUACCAGGCAUAAUUCUAUCAGUGCUGUUAAAAUAUAAAAUGGCAAAAACAUUUUUUGUUUGAAAAUUGUUUAAUAUUCCAAAAUGCUUAAAAUGUCUGGUACUAUUUCAGUGCAUGUGUCACAUAUGAAGGGAAAUGCACUUAUUUUCUGAAACUGACUUCCAAAAAUAUUUUUAGUUACAUUAUAUUUAAAUCAUUAAUAUAUCUCCCACAUACCCAGAGAGACAUUUGUGCUUAGAUUAAAAUCUGAAAUUAGUCUUACCGUUUCAUGCACACUCUGGUAAGAACCAAUAAUGUAGUGAACAAUUAAAGAGAUAGAUUUUUCUGAUCUGUAUCACCAAGCUGCAGAUGAGACAGUAAAACAUUUGAAUAUAAAAUGUAAAUAGUAUUUAAAAAAAAAAA
Molecule: messenger RNA, 5159 nt
Organism: Crotalus tigris (Tiger rattlesnake)
Lineage: Eukaryota; Metazoa; Chordata; Lepidosauria; Squamata; Viperidae
Gene: ZSWIM2
Product: zinc finger SWIM-type containing 2
Exons: 9
Coding region: 137-1708 (523 amino acids)
Molecular function (GO): zinc ion binding; ubiquitin protein ligase activity
Source: RefSeq, a predicted model, not a curated record